This is a messenger RNA of Diospyros lotus (date-plum), 792 nucleotides long. Its product is annotated as zinc finger protein ZAT12-like. The transcript has a single exon. Bases 40 to 615 code for a protein of 191 amino acids. Lineage: Eukaryota; Viridiplantae; Streptophyta; Magnoliopsida; Ericales; Ebenaceae. The record is from RefSeq and is a predicted model, not a curated record.
UUAUACUCGCAACACAGAUUUUUACACUUCUUGAGGAAUAUGAAGAGAGGAAGAGAAGAAGUUGUUCUCGCCGGCGCCGGCGACAUCACAACCACCAUGGCCAACUACCUCUUGCUGCUCGCCCGAGGCGGAGGCGACUUUCGGCCCCUGGUGGCAGCCGCCGCCUCGCCCAGCCGCGUCUUCGAGUGCAAGACUUGCAGCAGGCAGUUCCCGUCGUUCCAGGCGCUGGGCGGCCACCGGGCCAGCCACAAGAAGCCCAGGUUGACAGAAGGGGAGAUGAGCUUGAGUUUUCAGAGCUCGCCGCCGCCGCCUCCGAAGCCGAAGAGUCACGAGUGCUCGAUAUGUGGGCUGGAAUUCUCCAUAGGGCAGGCCUUGGGCGGCCACAUGAGGAAGCACAGAGGCUCAGUCGCCGCCUCCGCAGCAAGCGCUGACGACGACGAAGACCGCGGUGCGGGGACCGUUCUGUCGUUGUCUCCGCCGCAAGUGCCGGUGUUGAAGAGAUCGGCGAGUAGUCGGAGAGUGUUCGGGUUGGAUUUGAACUUGACGCCGUUAGAAAACGGUAUGGAUUUUUCGCCGAUGGAGAAGGUAGCUCCCAUGAUUCAUUGUUAUUUGUGAUGAUUCAUGGAAGCUUCAUCAUCAAGAGUUCAUCAGGAGGCUUUUAUUUUAUUUUACUUUUCUUUUCUUUUUUUUUUAAUUUUUGUUUUGGUGGGUUGUAAUUAGAUCGAUCUUGGGUUCUCAUGAUGUUUAUUAAUUUGUUUGUUUAUAUACAAAUAAGAAAUGGUUUAUUACAUA